Paramecium sonneborni is the source of this 1821-nucleotide messenger RNA. Lineage: Eukaryota; Ciliophora; Oligohymenophorea; Peniculida; Parameciidae. The record is from the annotation of a GenBank genome assembly.
AUGAAUAAUUAAUUGAAAAUUUUUUUAUCUGAAGAGUCUUGCUAAAAUAUUACCUAUCAUUAUUUGUUGAAUUUAUCCAAAAGAUAAUCAAAAAAAGUUGGAUUUCUUAAUACUUGGCUUAAAAAUUAUAAAUUUAAAACCCUAUUAAAAUAUUAAAUAAUAAUUGGCAGCAAUAUCUUUAGCAGUGCUCCCUUUACUUAUAUUAAGAUGUCCCACCAUUUCUAAUCAAAUGAUGAUUAAAAUGAUUAUUUCUAUUAAAAUAAGAAAAUGAGCUUUUCAUAAUAUAUACCUUUUUAUACAGGCAAAAGUAAACACUCCUAUUGGGGAGGAGAUUCUUACGAGGGAGAUUUUGUUAAUGGUGCUAGAAAUGGAUAGGGUACUUAUAAAUGGGCUAAUGGAAAUGAAUACAAUGGAGAUUGGGUAAAUAAUCAAAAACAUGGAAAGGGUAGAUUCAAAUGGCAUAAUGGAAAUGAAUACAAUGGAGAUUGGAAAAAUGAUUUCAGAACUGGAUAAGGGAAUUUAAAAUACGCUAAUGGUGAUUUUUAUGAAGGGGACUUUGAAAAGGGUAUCAGACAUGGAAAAGGUAGAUACUUGUGGGUUAAUGGGGAUGAAUACUAUGGGGAUUGGUAAAAUGAUAAUCGUAUUGGAAAGGGAAAGCUAAAAUGUGUUGAUGGAAAUUCAUAUGAUGGAGAUUAUAUAAAUAAUGAAAAACAUGGUAAGGGUAAAUGUAUUUGGUCCAACGGGGAUGAAUAUAAUGGGGACUGGUAAAAUAAUAAUAGAACUGGAAGAGGGAAAAUGACUUAUGCUUAUGGAGAUUCGUAUGAAGGAGAUUGGGUAAAUGGAUAAAAACAUGGAAAAGGUAGAUACAUUUGGGCUAAUGGGGAUGAAUACUAUGGAGAUUGGUAAAAUGAUAAUAGGACUGGAAAGGGAAAAGUAACAUGUAUUGAUCGGGAGUCAUAUGAGGGAGAUUAUGUAAAUAAUGAAAAACAUGGAAAAGGUAGAUACAUUUGGACUAAUGGAGAUGAAUACUAUGGAGAUUGGAAGAAUAAUAGUAGGACUGGAAAGGGCAAGGUGACAUGCGUUAAUGGUGAUUCAUAUGAUGGAGAUUAUGUAAAUGGUGAAAAACAUGGAAAAGGUAGAUACAUUUGGAGAAAUGGUGAUAUAUAUGAUGGAGAUUGGAAAUGUGAUAAUAGAACGGGAAAGGGAAAAGUGACGUGUUUUAACGGAGACUCAUAUGAUGGAGAUUAUAUAAAAAAUGAAAAAAAUGGUAAAGGUAGUUAUAAAUGGAUUGAUGGGGAUGAAUAUUAGGGACAAUGGAAAAAUGAUAAGCGAACUGGAUAGGGGAAACUGAUAUGUUCUGAUGGAGAUUCAUAUGAAGGAGAUUAUUUAAAUAAUGAAAAACAUGGAAAGGGUAGAUACACUUGGGCUAAUGGAGAUGAAUACUAUGGAGAUUGGAAGAAUAAUACUAGGACUGGAAAGGGGAAAAUGAAAUGCGCUAAUGGGGAUUCAUAUGAAGGAGAUUAUGUAAAUGGGGAAAAACAUGGAAAAGGUAGAUACAUUUGGGCUAAUGGGGAUGAAUACUAUGGAGAUUGGUAAAAUAAUAAUAGAAUUGGAAAAGGAAAAAUGAUAUGGGCAAAUGGAGCUGAAUAUUAUGGUGAUUGGGUAGAUGAUGAAAGACAUGGGAAUGGUCAAAUGAAAUAUGUUGAUAACUGCUACUAUGAUGGCAGUUGGGUACAUAAUAAAAGACAUGGUAAAGGGGAAUAUAGGUCUGCUCAAGGAGAAUUAUAUGUGGGAGAAUGGAUUUUUGAUUCAAUAAAAUGA